CCCGUAGGCCGGCACGGCAGCCCCAUCCCAUCCCGAGCCCAGAAACUGAAGGAGAGAGAGAGGGGAGCUACCACACCACCUAAACAAACAAGAGGCGGAAAGCGACCAAAUCUCGCGAGCGAAAUCCACCGCACGGGCUCUCCCCUCCCCUCCCCGCACCCCCCACGCGCGCGAUCCGGGCGGAGAUGGACGCCGGCGGGGCGCAGCCGCCGGACGCGGAGAUGGCGGAGGCCGGCGCCGCGGCGGCGGCCGCGGCGGGGUCGGCGCCGGGCGGCGCGAUGGACAACAUCCAGGCCACGCUCACCCACGGCGGGAGGUUCAUCCAGUACAACAUCUUCGGCAACAUCUUCGAGGUCACGGCCAAGUACAAGCCCCCCAUCCUCCCCAUCGGCAAGGGCGCCUACGGCAUCGUCUGCUCCGCGCUCAACUCCGAGACCGGGGAGCAGGUGGCCAUCAAGAAGAUCGCCAACGCCUUCGACAACAAGAUCGACGCCAAGCGCACGCUGCGGGAGAUCAAGCUGCUCCGCCACAUGGACCACGAGAAUAUUGUUGCAAUAAGGGAUAUUAUACCUCCUGCACAGAGGACUGCAUUCAAUGAUGUCUAUAUUGCAUAUGAAUUGAUGGACACCGAUCUGCAUCAAAUUAUUCGCUCAAAUCAAGCUUUAUCGGAGGAGCACUGCCAGUAUUUCCUUUAUCAGAUCCUUCGUGGCUUGAAGUAUAUACAUUCAGCAAAUGUUCUCCACCGAGACUUGAAGCCUAGCAAUCUUCUAUUGAAUGCAAACUGUGACCUAAAAAUUUGUGAUUUUGGACUUGCUCGUACCACCUCAGAAACUGAUUUUAUGACUGAGUAUGUUGUGACAAGAUGGUACAGGGCACCAGAGCUUCUGUUGAACUCCUCUGAAUAUACUGCAGCAAUUGAUGUGUGGUCUGUGGGCUGUAUAUUUAUGGAACUGAUGGAUCGGAAACCUUUGUUUCCGGGAAGGGACCAUGUCCAUCAGCUACGCCUACUAAUGGAGCUCAUUGGAACACCAAAUGAGGCCGAUUUGGAUUUUGUAAAUGAAAACGCAAGAAGAUAUAUCCGCCAACUUCCCCGUCAUGCAAGGCAAUCAUUAUCUGAGAAGUUUCCACAUGUUCACCCUUCAGCAAUUGACUUGGUUGAAAAGAUGCUGACUUUCGAUCCUAGACAGAGAAUAACAGUUGAAGGUGCACUUGCGCAUCCUUACUUGGCAUCGCUGCAUGACAUAAGUGAUGAGCCAGUCUGCACGAUGCCCUUCAGCUUUGACUUCGAGCAGCAUGCGUUGUCGGAAGAACAAAUGAAGGAUCUAAUCCACCAAGAGGGCAUCGCGUUCAACCCUGAUUACCAGUAGCUGGAGUUACUUUGAUCGGCUUCAUUCAUAUGGAAAGUUUUCGGUCCUCCUGCCGCCAUAAAAUGUUGCUAGCUGUAAAUAAUUGCCUCACCCGGAGAAUCAAAAGGAGAUGGGGUGUUAAGGGUAGAUGACGAGCUGUAGUGGUCAAAUUUCCGCGUAGCCUAUGGAUUCUUGUGCUUGUGUAUGUUGUUUUAUGUGGAAUUUUUUUCCUUCUGCUUAAAGAUGUUUCAGCGUUUUCCGUAAGAUGCGAUAGUCCGUGAACGAUGGCUGCCUAAUUUCUGUGGCCGUCAUGAGAUUUUUACAUUGUGGUCGAUUAUGGAUUAUGUAAUGUUGUCCUGGUUAAUGAACUCUGAUUGACUGUGAUUGGACUA
This is a messenger RNA of Triticum dicoccoides, 1738 nucleotides long. Its product is annotated as mitogen-activated protein kinase 1-like. Gene Ontology annotation, biological process: protein phosphorylation. The record is from RefSeq and is a predicted model, not a curated record. Gene Ontology annotation, molecular function: MAP kinase activity; ATP binding. The transcript is spliced from 6 exons. Bases 186 to 1367 code for a protein of 393 amino acids. NCBI's taxonomy places the organism in Eukaryota, Viridiplantae, Streptophyta, Magnoliopsida, Poales, Poaceae.